Molecule: messenger RNA, 4399 nt
Organism: Closterium sp. NIES-67
Lineage: Eukaryota; Viridiplantae; Streptophyta; Zygnematophyceae; Desmidiales; Closteriaceae
Source: the annotation of a GenBank genome assembly
CCCCGAAUUCUGUCCCGUCACAUCCAUUCCUCCUCCUGCAUGCUUUCUGCAGCUGCGUCUCCCCUGCUGCGCUCCCCUGCUUCGUCUCCCGUCAGUCACGCCUCCAACCACCUGCUUUGAACGUGGGCUUCUGAUUUCACAAAUUCACAUCACACCUCCGCGUUACGGUCCUGCUUCAGGAUCGGGUUUGAGAACUUAAACGCAAAACACGAGUUCGGUAUCUCGGUUCUGGAAUAGAGGGUCGUACACCACCACCAGCUCCGAGCUCGCAUCGGAAUGGGGGGGUUGCGUCACGGUGAAGCUCAGCAGAGAUCGCCUCCCGCGCCUGUCGCGCGCUCCCCUCGCUCCCCCGCGCCCUCCUCUCGCUACCCAACGCCCCCCUCGCGCUCCCCCGCGCCCUCCUGUUUCCCCGCAACCGCCGGCCCGCUACCCAAGUUCGUCCGCGCGUUUUCCCGUAGCGCCUCCACUUCCGCGCCGAAUAGCGCCACCGCCGCCGCCGCCGCCGCCGCUGCGGCGAUCGCGGCCCGUCGCUGGCCGGUUGAAAGCGACGGCAGCGACAGCGAAUACGAAAGCGACAGCGACAGCGGCGACGGCGAGCGACGUCGCACGCGAGUCCCGGUCGCCGAUGUCGCCGAUGUCGCUGCGACUGACACGUGUCGCCACCACACCCCGCCUCCAGAGCGGCAGGGCGCGCGCGGAGCGGAGCAGAGGCGCGGGAGAGUGGAAUUCGAGCAGGGGGGGAAGUUACGGUCCAAGUCCGCCGGACGGUUUGUAAGACGCGGGUUCAGCUUCGGCGCUAGGGGGGAAAGCGCGAGAGGGGAAAGCGCGAGAGGGGAAAGCGCGCGAGAGAGUGCGAGAGAGCGCGCGAGGGAGGCAGAGCGAGCGCAGUCUCCGAUUCCGCCGAGCUCCUCCGCGCCAGAUGAACAAUCAGCGCCAGAAAACGCCGCCGCUAGCAGAGGAACCGCUAGCUCUUCCCACCCCGCCAGCGCCGGCGCCGGCGCCGCUGCCGCCGCCACCGCUCUUGCGGGGGUCGCGUCCAGCCGCGCGAGGUGGGGCAAGAGCAAGAGCAUGGGGCGGCUGCUGUCGCGUAAAGUGAGCAUUGGCGGGGGCGCGGGGGCAGGCGGAAGCGCAGGCGGAACUGCAGUGGGGAGGCACAGGACCCUGGCGGAAGCGAGCGCCGCACGGGCGAUUUGCGCGGUGGACGGCGACCGGAUGAACGACAGUCCUGGCGACGCCGUGCGACGACUGGCGAGUGAGCAGAGUCCCAGCGCGGAUGGCUGGAGGGAGGGCGGGGGGCCUAGCGGCGCUGGCGCGAACGACAGGGGAAACGCGGAGAACGUGGAAGCGGGGAGCUCGGAAGCGGGGAGGGCGGAAGCGGACGGCGCGGAGCGGAAUGGGGGAGCGGACGUGCGGAGGGGAAGGAAUGGUGGUGAUGGUGCCAGUGUUGGUGGCACGGUUGGUGGUGGUGACAGGGCUAGUGGUGGCGGCGGUGGUGGUGAUGGGAGAAACAGCAGGAUAAGCAACAGGCGACUGGCAGCGAACCUGCACCCGAUACACGUGGGCAACCGGACGGGGUCGGGAGUAAGGUCCCUCAUCGGCAGAAGCAAGAGCGCCUCCCCUCUGAAGGAGGGAGACAGGCGGAGUCCGCUUGGGGAGCGGCGGAGCCCGCUAGGUGCGGUAGGUGUGGUGGGUGCAGGGGGGGGAGACGGGGGGAAGGCAUUGGCGGGGAAAAGCCGGUCUCUGGUGUCAAGGUUUGAAAGCUGGCGGAAAGGGAGCCCCAGGGAGGAGGGCGCGGAGGGGGGCGCGGAAGGGGAGGUGGAAGGGGGAAGGAGGGAUGCUGGGGGUGAAGCAGCGACGUGUGGCAGUGGGGGGGAGGAGGGGGAGGGCGCACGGGGUGGGCUGCUAGCAGGCGGGGCCGCAUGUGCGUCGUUCAGCGGGUGGGGAGCUGCAGAGGAGGGAGGGGUGGAAGAAGGGGGAGUCGAAGAGGCGACUCGAGUGGUGGUGCGAUACUGGAGGGGGGGGAGAGAGAGGGGAGGGAGAGAGAGGGGAGGGAGGGGGGUGGAAGGAGGAGCAGCGGGAGAGGAGGAGGAGAAGGAGGGAGAUCUAGGGGAAGGAAGAAGGGACGAGCAGUUGGGAGAAGAAAGAGAGGCGAAAGGGGUGGAGGUGGAGAGGGAAGGGAGGGAGGGAGAGAGCUGCUUUUCCGCUGCAGGGGCCUGCAGGGAGGAGCAGAGGCAGCAGCAGCAGCAGCAGCAGCAGCAGUGGGUAGGGAGGGAGGAGGUGGCAGCGGCAUUGAGGCAGAUCCGUGACACAACGCGGCUGGGAGAGGAGGCGUGCUGGGAGGUGGCACAAACACACGGACUCAUGGACGCACUUCUGGGGUUGAUGCACGCACAUGGGGAGACGCAUGCACAGGAAGGGGAGGAGGAGGAGGAGGAGGAGGAGGAGAGGAGGCGAGGUGAAGCGGCUGGAUGUGAGAGGGUGGAGAGUGGGGCAGACGUGAGGGGUGUGAGUGAGGGAGUGGGUGAGGGUGGGGUUGCGGGAGUGAGUGAGAGAGCGAGUGCGGGAGUGAGUGAGGAAAUCAGUGAGCUAGCGGCAUGUGUGAUCUGCAACCUUCUCAUGCACCCCGCGCUCCUCCCACCAGCCAUGGCAUCUGGCGUCCUCCCCUCCCUCACCCUCGUCCUCUCCUCCCCCUCCGCCCCCAUCCCCACCCGUUGCCUCGCUGCUGCCUCCCUCUCUCGCAUCGCUGCUACCCCCUCCACCCGCCCCUUCCUGGAAGCUGCGCUUCUAGGCCGCCCCCCCUCCUCUUCCGCCUCCCCCUUACCCUCCCCCCUCGUCUCCCCCAUCCCCUCCGCGUCCCUUCCCCCGGACACCCUGCUUUCCCCAACUCCAUCGGGGGAAGGGGAGCCUUCAGGGGGGAGAGGGGUUGGGGGAGGGGAAGGGGGGGGGAGUGGGGGAGGGGAUGGGGAGAGUGGAGGAGCGGUGGGGCGGAGUGAGGGGGGUGUGAGUCCGGUGGGGACGGAGUGGAGUAGCAGCAGUGGUGGUGGUGGGGAGGGGCUGAGCAGCCGCACUGGUGGUGGUUGUGGUGGCAGGACGAUCACAGCAACCACUAGCAGCAGCAGCAGCAGCAGUGGUAGUGGCAGUGGCAGUGGCAGUGGUUUGGCGCACAGCAGCAUUGGCAGGAGCAGCACAGCACCUGCUGGGACGAGCUGCCCGUCGUUGGACGCCUGUUCUCUCAGCCCUGGACCUAGCCCAGGGGCCGCCAGUGCCAUCGAUACUACUAGCCCCUCCCGAGUUGACACCACUGUUAACACCGGCAACCCAACCAUUCCUAGGAGCAGCAGCAGCAGCAGCUGCUGCAGAAGGGCCGGUGUCAGUGUGAGCCCAAAAGACUGCUAUGCCACUGUCAUCCCCUCCCUGCUCCACCUCCUCUCCCUCGCCCCUCCCAAUCCCCUCUCUCCCCCCACCUCCUCCCGAGUCGACGUGGCCAAAUCCCUGCUCCAACUCUGCCGCACCCGAGACCUCAGAAUAGCCGCAGUGAGGGCAGGUGCCGUCGCCACUGCAUGCCACCUGCUCCAGAUGCACCCUCCCCCAGAGCUCGAGCUCCCCCUGGUGCUACUGCUUGAGCUAGCAGGGAGGGUGGAGGAGGGGAUGGAGCAGUUGUGCUUACAGGGAGGGAGGGAGGUGCUGGCAGAUGUGAUUGAAGGGGGGGGUGGUGGGGCAAAGGCGCAUGCGGUAACUGCGCUGUUCCAGGUGGCGAUGAGCGGUCGGGAGUGGUGCGUGGAGGAGGGGGCAGGGGGUGGCCCAGCAGCAGCGGCGGCGGCGGGGCAGUGGCUGGGGCUGGCGCUGUCGGUUAUUGCCGAGGAGGCGAGCAAUAAGGUGGUGAGGCUCAAGGCCUCAGCUCUCCUCUCCAUGUUGCGGGAUGGAGCCUCCCCCGACCAGGCCUUGCGCCUUGCCGCCACCCGGCAGCGCGGCAUCACGUGAGCGUGCGUUGCUGCUGCUGCUGCUGCUGCUGCUGCUGCUGCUGCCGCUGCUGCUGCUGCUGCUGCCGCUGCUGCUGCUGCUGCUGCUGCUGCUGCUGCUGCUGCUGCUGCUGCUGUGCGGCACAUGCUCUGCUCCUCCGCUCCACUGAUUGCACAGGUGUGCGUGCCUAUUAGCGCCUGACUGGCCAGGCCUUGCACCCUGCCGCCACCUGCCAGCACUGCAGCACCACGUGACCAGGGCUGCUGCCACACCUGCUUGACUAAAUUCCACGGCUGGGCAGGGAUCAACGGGCCACAGCCUUGUGCCUGCCGUGUGUAUCAGAAAGAAAAUGAUUGAACUAGAAUGUGUGUACAAUGAUAUAUAGACUAGGGUGUUGUACCCUUUAAGGCACAAUUCAGUAUAGUCUACAGUAACAACC